AUGUCCAACAACCUCACCUCUUUGACUCACGACACCGCCAGCGACCUCCCCACCUCCGCAUCGACAAUCCAAGAGUCGCAGACGCACGCUUCCAUCCGCCCGACCUUUGCCAAGUCGACCUCGUCCUCCUCGGAACUCAUGAGCCAGUCGACCACUCAGCCGCACCACGCUGGAGAGAUGACCGUCGGCGAGCAGGGACAGCUGCAGAAGAAGGACUUGCAGGAGACUGAGGGCAGCAUCGCCAGGAUCACGAGCGGGAUUGGAGGGAUUCUCGUCAACGCCCCGCUCGCCGCCAUCGAGAAAGUGUCGCCCAGCUUCGCGCAGGGUCUCCAGUCGGCUGCUUCCUCCGUCGCCUCGGGCGUCCAGAACCUCGCCUCUUCCGCCACGCACGCUGCGACCCAGUACAACCAGUUUACGGUCGAGGAGUCAUCGACUGUUCCUUCGCAGUCGCAGCAGGUUCAGCAUACUCAGCAGCCCGUCACAACGGGACACAUCGGCCACGGCGAGCCUGGCAAGUCUGCGACGGGCCUCGAAGACUCGGCGAAGCAGCCCGCCCAGGCAGUCGCCGAGACCCUGCCCGCGUAUUCAACCGGCGGCACUUCGCAAGUUCAGGAGCAGUCGACCAUCACGCAUCCGACGACCGCUGGCGCUCAGGGCGUCGGCGCUGUAGGAGCCGGAAGGGGCCACCUCGAGGGCAUCGAGGCGCCCGGCACGAGGGUGCUCGUCCAGCCUGCUCCCGGCACCAAGAUGUCGAACGAGGAACGCGAGAUGGGCGGCCCGACGGUUCCUUCUGCCGCCGACGCGAAGGAGACGGUCGCUCAGUCAAUCCCGCCUGCGAACGAGGCGAUUGGUCAAGGCGUCGAGACUGUCAAGGCGGCGGGCAACAAGGCUGCCGAGAUGCUUCCUCCCGCCGAGAGGCAGAAGGAGCUUGCCCAAGCCACCGCCGAGAAUGUUGCCGCCGCAGCGCAGACUGCCUACUCGGCUGCUGCAUCCGCCGCACCCGUCGUCGCCGACAAGUCCGCCCAAGCCGCCUCUACUACCGCCGCUGGUCUCGGCGCUCUCGCAACCGGAGUUGUCUACGGAGCCCAAGCUGCUGCUCACGCCGCUUCCGAGGGCGCGCAUCGCGUCCAGGAGUACGUCGCCGGCACGGCCGAGUCGGCUAGCAACGUUGCUCAGGCGGGCGCUCAGCGCGCUGUGGAGACGGGUAAGAGCGCGACGAGUUACGCCGCCGGGUCAGCGAGGAGUGCGACGGAUGCGACGGUCGGCACUGCCAAGAGCGCCUCGAACUAUGCUGCCGAUACGGCGAGGAGUGCGAGGGCCUUGGCCGCGGACACGGCGAAUGCUGCCACCCAGAAGGCCAGCGACGUCGGCCAGUCCACCAAGCAGAGUCUCCUCAACACCUCGUCGUACCCUCUCGCGCAGACACCGUCCGACUUCAUUCCCGGCACCGCCAAGAUCCUUUCCGGCGGCUCAGUCGACGAGACUGAGCAGCACUACCGCAGCGAAGAUACCGACCGUCCCAUCGCCGCCAUCAUGGACCACCCGGACGCCUCGACGCAGGACAAGCAUGAGGGCAUCAAGUCCGACAUACGCCGCGUUCAUGACGAGCCCGCCGUCACGAGCAUGUUCCCUUCGCAGUACCCGGAGGAGAGCGCUCGCCAGCACGAGCGCAACGUCGGUUCCGCCGCUCACCACACCUCUUCCUCGCACCACCACCAGCACUCGACCGGCGGACACGGCUACACCGACAUGAAGCCGACCGCUCCGUCCGGCGUUGGCCACCAGAGCUACACCGAAGGCCAGACCGACCGCUUCAUGCCACACGUCUCGCAGAACCUCUCGCAGGGCGGCGGCUACCAGAACAAGAUGGCGCAGAACCCUCCGACGUCGAGGGAUACCCACACGCCUUCGCACGUCGACAACGCUCACUGGGGAGGUGAUCCCGUCGUCUACGGCGCCUCGUCGCACUCGCACAACUCGGCCGCUCAGCAGGCGCACUUGCAGAGCGAGCGCAAGUCCGACUUCUCGUCCUCCGCAGGCUUUGGCGGCGCCGGCAUCGAUAUGCAAGGCUCGGGCUCGCCUCACACCUACUCGAGCACAACCAACACGACCUCGUCGACCUUUGGCACGGGCGACAACACCGACGCGACUGGCAUCUCGACUGGCAACAAGCAUCACUGGGUCUCCGGCGAGCCCGUCACCGGCGCUGCUGGAUCCGCUGCGGCGGACGUCGCUUCCGGCGGACAGUACGGCUCGUCGGCCGACCAGUACAGCACGACGACCGGCAACCGUUACGCUUAA
This is a messenger RNA of Rhodotorula toruloides NP11, 2301 nucleotides long. RefSeq lists its product as uncharacterized. The coding region runs from base 1 to 2301 and encodes 766 amino acids. NCBI's taxonomy places the organism in Eukaryota, Fungi, Basidiomycota, Microbotryomycetes, Sporidiobolales, Sporidiobolaceae. The record is from RefSeq and is a predicted model, not a curated record. The transcript has 7 exons.